CCGUCUCGUCGCCUAGCGAGGCAAUGGCGCGCCUCUCCCUGUCUGCGUUUACCCAAGUUGGCGUACACCCUUCUUUGUACGUGGGGCUGUUCGCCUCGCUUUCGAAGUUUGCCGAGGCUGAAGUCUACUUUCGAGUCCGCGCCAGCCUCUACGUCAGUGCGUAUUUCGACUUCAGUACAGCGGUCGGAACUACCUACCUUCUUGCCGGUCGUACCGACUCAUACUGCGACACUGCGCUGUUCGGCUGCUCGAAUACGUGCAGUGCCAAUCACGACACCCAGCUGAGCGUGAGCGUUGCCCUGCGCUUGGAUGCAGCGUACAAGCUCUACGCAAAGGCAGGGUGGGAACUCUGGACGGCGAGCAUCGGCGACCGGAAUGAGAAACCUCUCUUCCUUGAUCUCGAUUGGACAAAGACCCUGGCGACUUGGUGCUGGUUUCUCUUCCCGCCGUCUCCCCCACCUUCUCCGCCUCCACCUCCAUCCCCGCCUCCCCCUCCCCCACCUUCUCCGCCUCCACCUCCAUCCCCGCCUCCCCCUCGCAACGACAACUUCGACGGCGGCUAUGGCGGCAGCUAUGGCGGCGGCGGCUACGGUGGCGAUGGCGGCGACGGUGGCGGCGGCGGCGGCAUCUCUGUGGGCGUCAUCGCCGGUGGAGCGGGCGGUGCAGCAGCUGCUCUCGUCCUCGUCCUCGUCCUCGUGUGCGUGAUCAAGAAGAAGCGAGGACGCCCCACCCCCAGCCCAUCUUCGGAUCUCCCCGCCCCCCCUGUCGCCGUCGGCGUUCAGCUGCAUUCAGCGGCUGGGGCCUCGGCCGACGCGAUGCCGCAAGCGAUUCAGUCCGAAGAAAAGGAGGUUGAACCGGCCGUGCCCGUCUCCGUCGUCGAGGCGAAGACGCAGGCGACGCAGUCGGCUGAUCCGAAUGAAUCGGAACGCCUCAGCGGUACUUCUGCACGCCCCAGCACCUAGUCCGACGAGAAUCGGCACAAGCAAGAGUGCCCUCCUGGGCCCCCCCCUAAUAUCCGACACCGACAUCGACCAUUCCUAACUCUCGCCGUCGGUGCCAGCCGGGCGCGCUGACUUGCCUCCAUCUCCCAUUCUGCACCGUUGGGGUUGUAAACGGACACCGACACGUCCUGACUCUGCCGUCGGUGCCAGCUGGUGUGGCGCGUGCCGCCGCUUGCGCUAUUGCGUUCGCACAUAGCAUAGCGGCUCUGUCUGAGACGCAUUUGUGUGUGUGGGCAAGCACUCAGCCAUAGCAUGAGGAUUAGUUACUUUACCUCCAACAGCUGUUGUAUCUUUGGUUCUGACUGGUAGACUUACACCUUACAGCACUGGUAGCUCUUGCCUCUGGAGUCUGGUCCUCUGCGAACUAAUACUAUCUGCGUCGGGACUGGGGUCUCUAUUGAUUGACUACUCACAGUUAGUGUACUUUUAGCUUUUCAGUGUACUUUUAGCUUACUGGGAGAAAGAAAA
Messenger RNA from Emiliania huxleyi CCMP1516, 1469 nucleotides. RefSeq lists its product as hypothetical. NCBI's taxonomy places the organism in Eukaryota, Haptophyta, Isochrysidales, Noelaerhabdaceae. The transcript has a single exon. Bases 24 to 962 code for a protein of 312 amino acids. The record is from RefSeq and is a predicted model, not a curated record.